Molecule: messenger RNA, 978 nt
Organism: Solenopsis invicta (red fire ant)
Lineage: Eukaryota; Metazoa; Arthropoda; Insecta; Hymenoptera; Formicidae
Exons: 1
Coding region: 1-978 (325 amino acids)
Molecular function (GO): catalytic activity
Source: RefSeq, a predicted model, not a curated record
AUGACGCUGAUAGCACAGGUCAAUGCCAACCGUAGCGAUGCAGCUCAGGACCUGCUUCUUAAAAAAAUGGAGAAUGGCAAGAUCUCUAUUGCGAUGGUCUCAGAACCGUUUAGAGUCCCUAAGGACGACUCGAGAUGGCAUUCAUCGACGGACAACUCACCAUCGGUUGCGUUAACCUGGCAGGGAUCAAAGCAGACAAUGACCUGCCAAAACCUUGACGCAGGGACGAAUUUUGUGGCUGUUAGAUGGGAGGGGGUAGUCGUUAUUGACUACUAUUUUUCUCCCAAUAAACCGCUGUCCAAAUUUAAUGACUUUUUGGAAACUCUUAGUUCCACUUGUCGGAAGUAUAAGAAGGAACCCUGUCUAAUAUUCGGAGAUUUUAACGCUAGCUCCUAUCAAUGGGACCUAUCACAGAAUUCGCGGGGUAUCGCAUUGACGGAGUGGGCUGCAGACUUGGGCCUAAUCCUGUUGAACAUUGAACAGUCGCCUACGACGUAUCAUCCUCGUGGCUUCUCAACGGUCGACCUGUUGUGGGCCAAUAGGAAGAUGUUUGGUCUGGUGUUGGGCUGGAGAAUUGAGUACAAGGAAGAUCCGCACUUCGACCACUUUUAUAUUUAUAAUAACAUUAAAACUAAGAAUACGGCAAGAAACAGGCUGAAGCUUGCAAGUACCGUUUUUCCCCGCUGGUGUGCCAAACGUCUGGACAGGGACCUUCUGUUAGCGGCUGUGGCUGUUAGAACCUGGCCUGAGACAGAAGAGGAUAAAACAGCUGAACAGUUGGUGGAAUAUAUAAACUCUAUUCUUGUUGAAGCAGCUAAUGCAGCAGCGUCGCAUGCCCGCUCCGGACACCGUUCAUCGUGCUAUUGGUGGAAUGAGGAGAUUGCGGAGAAAAGACGUAUCUGCAAUAUCGCAAGAAGAAGGACCUUUAGGGCCAAAGGUAAAAUCAAUCCUGAGGCUCAAGAGGUAAAGAUAAGAUGA